AUUUGUACUUUUUCACCAAUCAUCACAUGAUAUCCUAUUGCUUUUUGACUGGCAGCUGACAAUAUGAGCGGCAACAAGAACCCGACCAACAAGAAGCUGGAGGAGCUGGUGGAGAAGGCUGGGGUGGACAAGCACGUACUGGAGGACCCAGACCGCAUUGUGUGUGACGAUGUGUGGACAGAGGAACGCGAGCGGCUGGCGCGUGAGCAUCUGAGCCAAGACAAGUCCACGAUCCCCGAGUUCUGGCAGAAUAAAUACGAAAAGGAGGCGGCGAAGAGCUGGGAUAAGUUCUACAAGCGCAACUCCACCAACUUCUACAAGGACAGACAUUAUCUCCACUUGGUAUUCCAAGACCUUGGUGUGGUACCUCAGGCAGGAAAAACGAGGACGUUGCUGGAGGUUGGCUGCGGGGUGGGUAAUGCGGCGUUGCCUCUGUUGGAGAUUAAUCCAGCUCUCAACAUCGUGGCCAUUGACUUUGCAGACUCGGCCAUUAACCUGCUGAAGACUCAACCUUUGUACGACGAGGCUCGCGUGGUGGCCUCGGUGUGCGACAUCACGAAGGAUUCGCUUCCUGACGCUGCAUUCGCAAACGGUGGCGUGGAUUUCGUGCUCUUGCUGUUCUGCCUGUCGGCGCUGCACCCGGACAAGAUGAAGGCUGCAGUGAAGAAGGUGGUGGCUGCGAUCAAACCGGGAGGCAAGCUCUUCUUCCGUGACUACGGUCGAUACGACCAGGCGCAGCUUCGCUUCCGCCCUGGCUGCAAGUUGCAGGAUAACUUCUACGUCCGUCAAGACAAUACUCGGGCUUAUUACUUCACGACGGAGGAAGUUGACAAGAUUUUCACUGAAGCAGGCCUCGUGCCAGUGGAGAACGAGUAUAUCCGUCGACAGUACGCCAACAGACAGCAGAACGUCGUUAGGUUCCGUGUAUGGGUACACGCGAUCUUCGAAAAGCCCGUCACUGCCACAGACGCAACGCAAGCUUAAGCUGCAUGGUUGUCUGUGUUGACCAACGAAUAUAUUCUAGACGCACGAUUUUGGUGAGUACGGUACUAGGUUUUAUUUGGUCGUUUAGGCCGCUAGGUGAUGUAGCAAGUCUACGAAAACGCGGUUGUCAAUCUCAGUCACAAGAGUCACGUUCGCUUCCUCUGGGGGAGCGUCAUAAUCCCAGAUGCAAGCGCCACGCCUCUCAUCAGGAGCCAAGUGAAUGCGGCCUUUCAAUACAGGAGCAGUCUUGAUGUACUCCGGAUGCAGGAGGAUAGCGAUAGCGUAGGCGUCGCACGGGAAAAAUCCUUGGUUUUUGCAGAAUUCCCUCGUGAACUUCCAGAUCCUCUUAACGUAUUCGCCAUUGGAGU
This is a messenger RNA of Phytophthora nicotianae INRA-310, 1352 nucleotides long. RefSeq lists its product as hypothetical. Lineage: Eukaryota; Oomycota; Peronosporomycetes; Peronosporales; Peronosporaceae. The record is from RefSeq and is a predicted model, not a curated record. The coding region runs from base 64 to 984 and encodes 306 amino acids. The transcript is spliced from 3 exons.